AAAAAAAGAAGAAGAAGCAGAAGAGGAAGAAGAAGAAGAAGAAGGAAAAAAAAAUUUAGGAAGAGAAAACGAAAGAGAGAGAGAGAGAGAGAGAGAGAGAAAAAAAAUAUUAUCCUCUACACCUCGAGCUAUCUCGACAAACAGUCGUUUCUGUCGAGUCUAAUCUCAACGAACGAAUCAUCAUCUCGUGAUCAUCGAUAAUUCAAAAUAAUAAUGUCGGAAGAACGUAACAGUACGAUGACCUCGGAAGUUUCCAAAAUGGCAAGUAAUACCGUCGAUACUUCCAAAGUUUCAUUUAGUAUCGAAAGAUUAUUAGCGCCUAUCGUGAAAUCAAAUAACGAGGAGAACAAUUUAUUGGAGAGGGCACAUUUUUCUUUACGCGUAUGCGAUCCAAAUGACUCAGAAACGAAGAUAGUUGUAACACCCGAUUCGUCAGUUUCAAUGGCGGAAGAAAUUGAGCUUGAUGAUACUGAUAUGGUUUGUUCCACUUCGCCUGAGCCAGAAAUGUGUUAUGAGGCGUGUACAAGCAGUAGCGGAGCCAAUUCAACAACAGGUGCGGAAAGGGAGAUUCAAGAAAGAACUGCCAGCACGAUUAGCGACGAUGAGAGAAAGAAGAGACCACGUACUGCGUUCACAGCUGCACAAAUAAAGUCAUUAGAGGCUGAAUUUGAAAGGAACAAGUACUUAAGCGUAGCGAAGAGAUUACAACUUAGCAAGACUUUGAAACUUACCGAGACUCAGAUUAAAAUAUGGUUUCAAAAUAGGCGAACCAAAUGGAAAAGAAAAUAUACGAAUGACGUUGAAUUAUUGGCACAACAAUAUUAUUCGAGCUUGGGUAUACCCGCACCAAGGCCAAUUUUCGUUGGAGAUCGUUUAUGGUUCUUCAAUUAUCCAACGCAAUCUCAACCGGGUGCUACAUUUUUCCCGCAACAUUUGACGCCAUUGCCUUUACCACCUGCUUUACCAAUCGUACAACCAUUGCCUAGUAAUUUGCCAACGGGACAACAAUCUCCUAUAUUUCAUAAUGUACCAUUAAGUCAUCCUAAUCAUCAUCUUACACAGAGAUUAGAUUUUAGGCAUCAGGAACCUUAA
Molecule: messenger RNA, 1092 nt
Organism: Vespa mandarinia (Asian giant hornet)
Lineage: Eukaryota; Metazoa; Arthropoda; Insecta; Hymenoptera; Vespidae
Biological process (GO): brain development; neuron differentiation; regulation of transcription by RNA polymerase II
Cellular component (GO): nucleus
Molecular function (GO): RNA polymerase II cis-regulatory region sequence-specific DNA binding; DNA-binding transcription factor activity, RNA polymerase II-specific
Source: RefSeq, a predicted model, not a curated record